Molecule: messenger RNA, 798 nt
Organism: Staurois parvus
Lineage: Eukaryota; Metazoa; Chordata; Amphibia; Anura; Ranidae
Source: the annotation of a GenBank genome assembly
AAUCUCACACGGUGGGAGAAGUCGUAUUCCUGCCCUGAGUGCGGGAAAUGUUUCCAAUAUAAAUCCCGUCUUAAUUCGCAUCAAAGAUCUCACACGGGGGAGAAGCCGUAUUUCUGUCCUGAGUGCGGGAAAUGUUUUUUCACAGAAGUCCCAUCUUCACUCACAUCAAAGAUCUCACACGGGGAGAAGCCGUAUUCCUGUCUUGAGUGCGGAAAUGUUUUUCAAAGAAGUUCCUAUCAUCACUCACAUCAAAGAUCUCACACGGGGGAGAAGCCGUAUUCCUGUCCUGAGUGCGGGAAAUGUUUUUCAAAGAAGUCCUAUCUUCACUCGCAUCAAAGAUCUCACACGGGGGAGAAGCCGUAUUUCUGUCCUGAGUGCGGGAAAUGUUUUUCACAGAAGUCCCAAUUCUUCACUCACAUCAAAGAUCUCACACGGGGGAGAAGCCGUAUUCCUGUCUUGAGUGCGGAAAAUUUUUCCAAUAUAAAUCCAAUCUUAUUGAGCAUCAAAUAUCUCACACGGGGGAGAAGCCGUAUUCCUGUCUUGAGUGCGGAAAAUGUUUCCAAUAUAAAUCCAAACUUAUUGAGCAUCAAAGAUCUCACACGGGGGAGAAGCCGUAUUCCUGUCCUGAGUGCGAGAAAUGUUUUUCAACGAAGUCCAAUCUUCACAAACAUCAGAGAUCUCACACGGGGGAGAAGCCAUGUUCCUGUCCUGAGUGCGGGAAAUGUUUUUCCAGCGAAGUCCUCUCUUUUACAAACAUCAAAGAUCUCACACGGGAAGAAGCCGUAUUCCCUGUCCUGA